UAAAGGAAGGCCAACCAAAAUAAGCGCGCUCAGUCUAUGCGUUCUAAUCUGAACGUGGUGGAGCUAUGAGAAGAUAAGUGCCAUUGGAUUGUAUUCGUCUGUGCCAUAGCUUUUGGAGAGAGACAAGCCAACUAAAGUAACCUUCUAAUAAUAAUCUUAUUAUAAUACUUCGACUAGUUUUAUUUUACGCAAGUAUAGUGUAUUUUACGCAAGUGUUAUAUGGUGAUGACCUGAUUCCUGUUUGGAUUCAUCUGGAUUGAUCGGAUAUUAGUGGCUAUUAUUAUUGAUUUAUCAUUAUUAUUGAUUUAUCAUUACUAUUUCUAUUUCCAUUAAACAUAAUUUUUAACUCCAAUUUGCAACACCAUAAUUGUCUACUACGGUUUCCAAGCGGAAUGAGCCUGUUUUGCACCUCUUGAGGAUACAAGGAGUCUGGAUUCAUGUUCAGAAAAUGAAGUUUAAGUUUUUUACCGUGGGCUCUAUACUACCACCUCUAGCCUAUAACUCUGUCGGCAGUUGAUAUUGCCAAUUGAAAACGUGAUGCUGUUGCCUAUUGUUGUUCACUGACGGUUGAAAUAUUAUAAUUGUAUCUCCAUGUGAAACAUUCUCGAAUGUGGAUCACUGCAAACGAUGUAUACCGAGGUGGCUAAUUUAAACUUCAGCUCUAAUGGAAGCAUCGAGGAUCCACUGAGCUCUCUGGAUCAAGAAUGGAACGAGCCCCCGGCGAAAAGACUGUCUCGGACCGGACACCAUGUGAUGUCCGUCUUCCUUGGAUCUAUUAUGGUUUUUGGUUUCAUCAAUAACCUGGUGGUAUUGAUCCUGUUUAUUAAGUUCAAAACUCUGCGGACUCCUGUGAACAUGCUUUUGCUGAACAUCAGCGUGAGUGACAUGCUGGUGUGCCUCUGUGGCACCACGCUCAGCUUUGCAUCCAGUCUACAGGCACGCUGGCUGUACGGGAAGCACGGGUGCAUGUGGUACGGCUUCGCCAACUCUUGUUUCGGAAUUGUGUCGCUAAUCUCGCUGGCCUUCCUCUCCUAUGACCGCUACAGCACCUUAACCGUGUACAACAAGCAAGCCCCCGACUACCGUAAGCCUCUGCUGGCCGUGGCGGGCUCCUGGCUCUACUCCCUGUUCUGGACAGUGCCCCCCCUGCUGGGCUGGAGUAGUUACGGCCUAGAGGGGGCCGGUACCAGCUGCUCGGUCACCUGGACAUCCCAGACGCCCCAGUCUCACUCCUACAUCAUCUGCCUGUUCAUCUUCUGUCUGGGUCUGCCUGUGCUGGUCAUGGUCUACUGCUACGGGAGGCUGCUCUACGCUGUCAAACAGGUGGGGAGGAUCCGUAAGUCGGCGGCGCGGCGGAGAGAGUUCCACAUCCUGUUCAUGGUGAUCACCACAGUGGUGUGUUACCUGCUGUGCUGGAUGCCCUACGGCGUGAUCGCCAUGAUGGCCACCUUUGGACACCCGGGCCUUAUCACCCCCAUCGUGACUGUGGUGCCCUCCAUCAUGGCUAAGAGUAGCACCGUCAUCAACCCCCUCAUCUAUAUACUCAUGAACAAACAGUUCUACAGGUGUUUCCUGAUCCUGUUCCACUGCAAGCGGCCCAGUUCUGAGAACGGCGUCUCUUCCAUGCCCUCCAAGACCACCGUCAUCCAGCUCAACCGCCGGGGCCACAGUAACAACGUAGCCCUCACACCCCAGCUCUCCACCGGCGCCAACCACCAUAACCACAACCACACGGUGGAGUGCAGCACUAACAACCGUGAAGUCACCACCCCCGUCUCCGAACAGACCAGCCCAGACCCCAACCAAGAGAUCACCUCCUGUGGACAGCCGCGUACCCCCCGAAGCCCCUCUCAACCCACCCCCCCUUUCCCCCAUGUGACAAACGCUAUCCAGUGAUCACCACCGAGAACUCUAGAGGAUAUGGUGUUAUCCCUGGCAUUUGUCAUGUGGUGUCGCCCAAAAACUCAGUCUACACAGUAUAUCAUGUGGCAUCACCCAACAACUCCCCAUAGUGAUUUGUCAUCAUGAGAACGCCUCAACAACAGACUACCCAUAAAUGAUCCAUAAAUGAUCCAUCACGACGUUGUGUCACCAGAGAACUCUUCUAAACACACAGUCAGUGAUCUAAUCCACAACGUUACCCAGACAGAGAACUAUCAAUAUCUUCUACGAACAAAGUGAUCUAUUCCACGUCAUCACCCCAGAAACUACACGGUAUCUUAUAGAACAGGGGACCCCAGCUGGCGGCCUGCGGGUGGAUUUAUUUGGCCCCCCAAGUUCAUGGCAAAUAUAAAUAAUAAUAUAUUUUUUUUUUUGUGUGGUAUUUUUGUCGUUGGAUAUGAGACUGUAAGAACAUGAAAUCAACGGAAAUGGAUUUUAAGUUUGGAAACCUGUUUAGAAAUGAUUAUGCUUUAGUAAACGUUAUAUCUGUUUGGACUUCUUGCUGUCAGUUGGCAGUAAUUAUGUUCUGGCCCCCCGACCAUCCGUGCAUCGGCCCGCAGCUGAAUCUAGUUGAUGAUCCAUGUUAUAGAAGGUGUGUCAACCGCCCCAACCCAUAGAGAUGGUCAACUGUUACUUUGUCACUCAGUAAAGGUGUAGAUAUAAAUUCCUGUCAAGUCUUGCCGUGAGAAAACGCAACAGUGUGGUGUUGUUUACUUAAAAACAAAACGUGUAUUUUUCCUCAACUUCCGUUAUCAUAUUGUUACAUGUGUUACGUCGAUAGACACCAGAGUUGUAUUAAGACUGCAGUGGCUUUAGUGUUGUCAUUACUGUUACAGUUCAAAAAAGUAUUUUGUCAUAACUGUUACAGUGUGCUGUCAUAUAACAGCAAUAACAGACAGUCCAUCUAUUCAUUUGUUCUAAAGCAGCUAUGUGAAUGAUGCCGGUGAAGCUGAAUGCUUUGUACCUCAUCUGUGAGAUCAAAUCACCUCGGGCCUCAUUUGUUUGCUCAGUUUUUAUUCUACAUUUCAGCAUACCAUUAGUUCUUGAAACAAUAGG
Messenger RNA from Oncorhynchus mykiss (rainbow trout), 2997 nucleotides. RefSeq names its product parapinopsin. Gene Ontology annotation, molecular function: G protein-coupled receptor activity. The record is from RefSeq and is a predicted model, not a curated record. Gene Ontology annotation, cellular component: membrane. Lineage: Eukaryota; Metazoa; Chordata; Actinopteri; Salmoniformes; Salmonidae. Gene Ontology annotation, biological process: G protein-coupled receptor signaling pathway; visual perception.